UCCAAAAUUGGUAUCGGACUCUGAAAGCGGCCUGUUGUUACCUCUCUCUCUCUCUCUCUGGAGUCUGGGUUCUCCAGCCUGAUCAGACAUACUCGGAGCAGAAGGAAAUUAAGCAAAACAGGCUGAGGGGCAACAGAAAUGGUAAUCUCCAGUUCUAAUUCCCACAACAAGGAGAUUGCCAUCAGGAAGAGGAUAGCCAGCAUAUUCAAUAAACGAGAAGAGGAUUUUCCAUCUUUGAGAGAAUACAAUGAUUAUUUGGAGGAAGUUGAAGACAUGACAUUUAACUUGAUUGAAGGAUUUGAUGUCCCUGCUAUUGAAGAAAAAAUUGCAAGGUACCAGGAAGAAAAUGCUGAACAAAUAAUGAUAAAUAGAGCUCGGAAGGCUGAAGAAUUGGCUGCAGCAUUGGCUGCAAGUAAGGCACAUCCUGCUCAGAAUGAUGCCGAUGGGGCUCAAAACCAAAGCUCUCAAAUGGGAUACAGUAUAGGUACUCAGGGACAAUAUGCACCCACAUUAGCCGGAGGGCAGCCACGGCCUACAGGAAUGGCCCCACAACCAAUUCCUCUUGGAGGGGGACCUGACAUGCUAGGUUAUGCUACUGAUGAUGAGGAAAUGAUGAAGCUCCGAGCAGAGAGAGGUGGAAGGGCUGGAGGGUGGAGUGCAGAGCUGAGCAAGAGGAGGGCCCUUGAAGAAGCAUUUGGAAGCAUCUGGAUUUCGUAGGACCAUUUUUUUUUUUUUUUUGUACUUCUAAAUCACACAAGGUCCUCCAUGUAGGGAUGCACAAUUUUCUGUCAGAUCAUGACACAUCAAUCUUAGCUAUAAAAAAUACUUUUCCUUUUUUUCUA
Juglans regia (Persian walnut) is the source of this 842-nucleotide messenger RNA. RefSeq lists its product as uncharacterized. Lineage: Eukaryota; Viridiplantae; Streptophyta; Magnoliopsida; Fagales; Juglandaceae. Gene Ontology annotation, biological process: regulation of cyclin-dependent protein serine/threonine kinase activity; regulation of transcription by RNA polymerase II; DNA repair. Gene Ontology annotation, cellular component: transcription factor TFIIH holo complex. The record is from RefSeq and is a predicted model, not a curated record. The coding region runs from base 139 to 717 and encodes 192 amino acids. The transcript is spliced from 6 exons.